UACGAGAUGAGGAUGGGCAGAGGUGCUACUGAGGCCUGAGGAAGGGCCCAGGUGGGUGAGGGAGGUGCUGGCCCUAGAAAAGCUCUGGGAGCCACGGCCUCAGUUACCACGGGCUGCUGCCUGCUGACACGACCUUUCCGACUCUGGUCUAAGGAGGGGCUCCCGUGGUUAUCACUGGAGCCAUCGAACAUGCUUCUGAGGGCCCUCGAGAAACUUCAGCAGAAAUAUGGCCUAUCCCAAACCAGGCCAAGCCGCGGGCCCUGAGCCCUCCCCCUCAGCCGAGCCGGGCCGAGGGCGCAUUUGGUGAGAGUCUGGCGGCCUCUACCGGAGCGCCUCUGCAGAGGGCCGUUCCUCCAGCCCGGGGACGACAUGUGGCGCUCGGGAGAGGUGAGAGCGAGCGCGCGAGUGCGCCGGGGGCGCUGGGGGGAUCUGCAGAGGGCAGCGCGCGGCCCCGGGCGCGGCGCGGAGCGGAGCCGCAGGGCGGCGGCGGGAGCGCGGGGCGCCCGAGCCGCUCGGCCCAGGAGCACUGGGGAAGUUCGCGCUGGCAGCAUGGGGCGGUGACGCCGCACCGGCCUUCCGCGCCUGCCAGCCGGGCGAGAGCAGGCGGAGGAGAAGGAUGCACCCUCGCCGACGGCUCGCCUCCCGGGGCCGGCGCGCAGGCACCUUGCAGAACAAGGAGUAGCUUGCUGGCUUUGAACGCGUGGCACGUAUUUCAGAAAGCUUCAAGAUCAAGUUGGAGAAAAGAACAGUUAUUCUUCCAAAUUCAUCUGCUUCAACUAUUAUUCUUAUUGGGAAUGGACAAUGGAAUGUUCUCUAGCUUUAUCAUGAUCAAAAAUCUCCUUCUCUUUUGUAUUUCCAUGAACUUAUCCAGUCACUUUGGCUUUUCACAAAUGCCAACCAGUUCUGGAAAAGAUGAGACCAAUGAUAACAUCACAAUAUUUACGAGGAUCUUGGAUGGGCUCUUGGACGGCUAUGACAACAGACUCCGGCCUGGGCUAGGAGAGCGAAUCACUCAGGUGAGGACGGACAUCUACGUCACCAGCUUCGGCCCGGUGUCCGACACGGAAAUGGAAUAUACCAUAGAUGUGUUUUUCCGACAAAGCUGGAAAGAUGAAAGGCUUCGGUUUAAGGGGCCCAUGCAGCGCCUCCCGCUCAACAACCUUCUUGCCAGCAAGAUCUGGACCCCAGACACGUUCUUCCACAACGGGAAGAAGUCCAUCGCGCACAACAUGACCACGCCCAACAAGCUGCUGCGGCUGGAGGACGACGGCACGCUGCUCUACACCAUGCGCCUGACUAUCUCUGCUGAGUGCCCCAUGCAACUUGAAGACUUCCCAAUGGACGCCCACGCUUGCCCUCUGAAAUUUGGCAGCUAUGCGUACCCUAACUCCGAGGUCGUGUACGUCUGGACCAACGGCUCCACCAAGUCUGUGGUGGUGGCAGAGGACGGCUCCAGACUGAACCAGUACCACCUGAUGGGGCAGACAGUGGGCACGGAAAACAUCAGCACCAGCACAGGUGAAUACACAAUCAUGACGGCUCAUUUCCACCUGAAAAGGAAGAUUGGGUACUUUGUCAUCCAGACCUACCUUCCCUGCAUAAUGACCGUGAUCUUAUCGCAGGUGUCCUUUUGGCUGAACCGGGAAUCAGUCCCAGCCAGGACAGUUUUUGGGGUCACCACAGUGCUGACCAUGACCACCCUCAGCAUCAGUGCCCGGAACUCUCUGCCCAAAGUCGCCUACGCCACCGCCAUGGACUGGUUCAUAGCCGUGUGCUACGCCUUUGUCUUCUCCGCGCUGAUCGAGUUCGCCACCGUCAACUACUUCACCAAGAGGGGCUGGGCCUGGGAUGGCAAAAAGGCCUUGGAAGCCGCCAAGAUCAAGAAAAAGGAACGUGAACUCAUCCUAAAUAAAUCAACAAAUGCUUUUACGACCGGGAAGAUGACCCACGCCCCAAACAUCCCAAAGGACCAGACCCCAGCAGGGACCACUAAUGCAUCUUCAGUCUCAGUGAGACCUGAGGAGAAGCCUUCUGAAAGCAAAAAGACUUACAACAGCAUCAGCAAGAUCGACAAAAUGUCCCGAAUUGUAUUCCCAGUCUUGUUCGGCACUUUCAACUUAGUUUACUGGGCAACAUAUUUGAAUAGGGAGCCGGUGAUUAAAGGAGCUGCCUCUCCAAAGUGACCCACCGUGCUCCCAAACUCAAAGAGAGCCAUACUCCCAGCAAAGUUGUACCACGGAGGGCUUGAGCUCAGAGGGCCUCUCCAUGUUUGGGCACUCUCUUUCAGGAAAUUUUUGCAUGUUUAAUAAGAUGUACAAUUAAUAUUGCCUUGAUGUUUCUAUAUGUUACUUCAGAUGUUUCAAAGAUGUCACAUUGGUAAAUAAAGCAAACAACUUUCUAGAAAACCAGGAGACGAUGAUUGACACUCAGAUACUCAGUAUCUUACAUUGAUAGUUUACAAACAAGAUAAGUCUAUUUUUAACUGCUCCAAGUGUUACCUAAUGAUGUUUUCUAUACUUCCAGUGUCAUUUCAUACAAAUUUUCCCAGCAAAGAAAUAUUUUAGGAAUGCUCCAUGGUUAUUACUUGACCAACUAUUGCAAGAAACAAAGAUCACAAAGAGCACAUUUUUCAUUACAAGGAAACUUGGACAUUUAUGUACAAAAUGAAUUGCCUUUGAUAAUUCUUACUGUUCUGAAAUUAGAAAAGUACUGCAUGAUCUUACAUGAAGAAAUAGAAUAGGCAAACAUUUAUACAGACAAAUUUAAUAACAGAAAUAUAUAGUAUGUUAGAUUAACAGAUAAAAUAUUUCCCCGGGGAAAAGUUUAACUACUUAAAAAGUCUUUUUUUUUUUUCCCUUUGGAAAAGAAACUUAUUUCCCACCCCACCCACAUCUCCCACUACCCAAGAAAGAAAAGGCGACGUGAAAACGAAAAGAUGUGUGAUGACAUUCUCGACACUUGGCCUGUACGUUCGCUGUCUCCGAAACGUUGACCACCUCUCCCUGCAGCCAGCGUGUAGUGCUUCAGUGGUGAGACAUUGUAAUUAUUUUCCAUUUUAUUUCCAUGUAUGUAUUUCAUGAUUGACUUAUGGCUCUGUUAGCUUUUGUAUAUGAAUCUUAAAUGUUCAUUAAAAAAUAAAAAAUGAACUGAUCU
Molecule: messenger RNA, 3153 nt
Organism: Lemur catta (Ring-tailed lemur)
Lineage: Eukaryota; Metazoa; Chordata; Mammalia; Primates; Lemuridae
Gene: GABRA5
Product: gamma-aminobutyric acid type A receptor subunit alpha5
Exons: 11
Coding region: 795-2183 (462 amino acids)
Biological process (GO): regulation of postsynaptic membrane potential; monoatomic ion transmembrane transport; gamma-aminobutyric acid signaling pathway
Cellular component (GO): GABA-A receptor complex; postsynapse; synapse
Molecular function (GO): inhibitory extracellular ligand-gated monoatomic ion channel activity; transmitter-gated monoatomic ion channel activity involved in regulation of postsynaptic membrane potential; benzodiazepine receptor activity
Source: RefSeq, a predicted model, not a curated record